AUUUUGUGAAGUAGAAUGUCAACAAACACCUCCUAAAAACUUUAAAGGUACUUAAUCGACAUAUUUAGACUAGCUAUUGAUUUUCGUAUGACAACUUUAUGUACCUUUGAUUCAUUCUAGACAACAGGAAGUGCAUUUAUUUCAAAACAUUUUGUUUAAACAAAUUUUUGUGGGAAAAUAAAGUUUAGCACUUAAAUCAUAAAAUAGAUAAGAUUGUGGAAGUGGUCGGAGAUAUAAACUUAGUCAGCGGAUUUGAUUCAGGCAUUAAUGUACAUGUAUAUAUCCCAUAUUAAUGGGCAAUAUUGAUUUGCGACAUUUGGAUAUUCAGUGACCUUUACUGAGCUUUUGUUGACAAAGUUCUGAUGCAGAAGACAAGACGUAAUAAUAAAUAUUUUGGAUUUCAAUCCGGCAUAUAAACCUUUUAAAGGAUAACUGAAGGUUUAUAUAUGACAGCGUAAAGUACCAACUUUAACCCUGGAGAGCCAAAACAAACAAAAAGAAGUGAAAACAAAUCUGGUGCAAGAUUAACGUUUGGUAAACAUUGACAGGAAAUACCAUCUGAUUAAACACCGCAUGCUGUGAUUGUCAUCUAACCGGAGAUUAACUUGCAGACAAGCACCUGCUCCUGGAAGACAAGUCCGGGGAAACAAUGUCAGAAAAACCGAUGCUGAGUAACAAUACACGUCCUCCGCAAGUAGCGGGCACACCAGUACAAAAGGUGAAGUCAUGGUGUCGGGAAAACUUGCUGCUCAUAUUGACAAUAGCUGGUGUGGUGUUUGGUGUCAUACUUGGUUUUAUAAUACGUAUAGCGGAACCAUCACCUAAUGCUAUAAUGAUAAUAUCAUUUCCCGGGGAGAUCUUGAUGAGGGCUCUCAAAAUGUUGAUCUUACCUCUCAUUGUUUCCAGUCUUAUCGUAGGUGUGUCGUCGUUGGAUGCAAAAGCAAGUGGUCACAUGGGAUUGAGGACGUUGUUGUACUACUUCGGCACAACUUUCAUGGCAAUUAUCAUAGGCGUUAUUCUGGUGGUCUCUAUUCAUCCUGGUGACCCAGUUUUGAAGGACGAAACAGCUGUUGCCGAGGGAGACAGUAGAAUUACCUCCCUUGAUGCAUUACUUGAUCUCAUUAGGAAUUUUUUCCCAGACAACCUGGCACAGGCCAUGUUUCAGCAUGUGAAGACAUCAUAUUCAGAUAUAGAAGUGAAAAAGAAACGUAUUAAAUUAUUACCUUUCACUGAUGACAUCAUUCUUAACGGAACAAUACUGGUAAACGAGACUACGGGUGAGCGUAUUAAUGCAACACUAUACACGAGCCAAGACGGUAACUUUACGAAGCAGAUUGUAGAAUAUGUCGAGAUGGUAGAAAAACGUGGACUGAAAUAUGGAAAUGGAAUAAACGUUCUUGGAUUGAUUUGUUUUUGUGUUGGUUUCUCAAUAUUUCUCAGCAAGAUGGGACCAAGGGGCCAAGUUAUGAUCGACUUUUUUGAUAUACUCAACGAUAUUGUCAUGAAACUAAUCAUUCUUGUCAUGUGGUAUUCACCAUUUGGUAUCAUGUUUUUGAUCUGUGGGAAGAUUCUAGAACUUGAAGAUAUUCAGGCUGUUGCAGCACGUCUUGGUCUAUACAUUGUUACCGUGGUAGCAGGGCUUGGGGUUCACGCCCUUGUAUCACUACCUCUCACAUAUUUUAUCAUCACACGUAAAAGUCCGCUGAUACUAUGCAAAGCUGUUUUCCAGGCAUGGAUUACUGCCCUUGCUACAGCUUCAAGUUCGGCAACACUUCCAGUGACAUUCCAGUGUUUGGAGGACACAAUGAAAAUAGACAAGCGUGUGACGAGGUUUGUGCUCCCUGUUGGUGCUACCAUCAACAUGGAUGGAACAGCACUGUACGAGGCUGUUGCACCAAUCUUUAUUGCUCAGAUGAAUGGUAUAGAACUCUCAUUUGGUCAGAUUCUCACUGUCAGUUUGACUGCGACCUGUGCUGCUAUAGGUGCUGCAGCCAUUCCUAGUGCUGGACUGGUUACCAUGUUGAUGGUUCUAACAUCUGUUGGACUUCCUGUAGAAGAUGUCAGCCUCAUUCUGGCAGUAGACUGGUUCUUGGACAGAUUAAGAACCUCUGUAAAUGUGCUAGGGGACAGCUAUGGUGCAGCUGUAGUGGCUCACCUGUCGAAAGCAGAGCUGGCAGAAAUUGACAAACACAAUAUGAUUGAGGUGGAGCUAGGAGAGAUGGAUGAAGGAAAGAGGAAUGGAGGAGAUAAUGUAACAGAGGGCGCUGCUAGUGAUGAACUUUACCCGGACCUAAGAUCAUAAUUUAAACCAGUCUGAUGACCUUUACAUUGACCUAAAUUCAUAAUUUCAAACCAGCCUGGUGACCUUUACAUUGACCUGAAUUCAUUGUUAAAACCAGUCUGGUGACCUUUACAUUGACCUAAAUUCAUUAUUAAAACCAGUCUGGUGACCUUUACUUUGACCUAAAUUUGUUAUUAAAACCAGUCUGGUGACCUUUACAUUGACCUGCAUUCAUUGUUUCAAAGCAAUCAGGAGUUUGAUCAUUUAGCACAUCAAGAAUGUAUUAAUAUUUUUAUUUAUUGUCAGUUAAAACUAGAUUGUAUUAUGUUUAAAAGGAAUGGUCUAUGUUCUCUCACACUUGAAUCAUACUGGUAUCAACCUUUUUGAUCGGGUAUGUAGAAAAUCUUUAAUCUGAAAAGUUACAUAACAUUCAAAUACAUUGUACAUGUUUAUGUUCUUGGAAGGUCUCCUCAUACUUUUUGCAUUAACAUAACUGUUGUUUUGUCUGUGAAUAGCUGUACAAAAAAACAUUUUCAUUUUACAAUUAAAAUAUGAUUGCU
Molecule: messenger RNA, 2841 nt
Organism: Ruditapes philippinarum (Manila clam)
Lineage: Eukaryota; Metazoa; Mollusca; Bivalvia; Venerida; Veneridae
Product: excitatory amino acid transporter-like
Exons: 10
Coding region: 650-2302 (550 amino acids)
Biological process (GO): L-glutamate transmembrane transport
Cellular component (GO): plasma membrane
Molecular function (GO): glutamate:sodium symporter activity; neutral L-amino acid transmembrane transporter activity; L-glutamate transmembrane transporter activity
Source: RefSeq, a predicted model, not a curated record